Musca domestica (house fly) is the source of this 5814-nucleotide messenger RNA. RefSeq lists its product as uncharacterized. Bases 438 to 4811 code for a protein of 1457 amino acids. The transcript has 7 exons. NCBI's taxonomy places the organism in Eukaryota, Metazoa, Arthropoda, Insecta, Diptera, Muscidae. Gene Ontology annotation, biological process: protein deubiquitination. Gene Ontology annotation, molecular function: cysteine-type deubiquitinase activity. The record is from RefSeq and is a predicted model, not a curated record.
UUGUAUUCUACCAUUUUCAUUUAUUUUUUAAAAUCGGAUGACGACGCACGACGCGAGCGAAAAACGCGAUAAAGAAGAAAUAAAUUUUGCUGUCACAGAAAUACACGGUGAUUAAUGCGAAUAGAGUAUAGUUAAAUCAAAUGCCAAAGGAUUAAUGUUUUGAUAUUUGAAGAAAUAUUAAAAAAAGUAGUGCACUCAUCAUUUGUUUAUUGAAACGAAGCCCACAUUUAAAAAAAGGGGGAAGGAAAAAAUAAGAAGUGUAUGUGUGUUGUUCGUCUGGGUGUGUGUGCCUAAUUCAUGCCUAUGUUGUUUUUGUAAAGAAAAUAAGAAAGAAAAAGUUUCACCCAAGGAAAAGAAAAGUAUACAAAGUAUAUAUUGCCAAUAUUUAUGCAAAAUUUCAUAAUUAACAGUGUUAAAUUAAGAGAAGGGUAUAAAUUAUGGUUACGUUAAAUGGAAAUCAAAUGGUGGAGAGCAGCCCAACACCUCCAACAACGGCGGCAGCAGCCCCAGCAAAAUUGCAAGCAUUGCCGACAUCAGCGACUACAGCCAAAACAAGUAUUGACCCUGUUAAAGUGCUGUUGGUGGAAGAUCCCGAUCCCCCUAGCAGCCAGCCAAAUAAAGCAACAACAAACACAACAACAGCCACCCACUCAAUUUCAGGCGAUAAUGGCACAACAAACGCCAACUCCUCCAACAAUACUGCUAAGGUUGCUGGUGGCAGCACCAUGAACGGUGGUGAUGAUGGUAAAAUCUGUGAAUUAACCGAGCAAAAUGUCAAAUUGUUGCCCAAGGCAUCGCCUCCUCCGCAAAUCAUUAUAAUUCCGGAUUCAGCUGCUGCUGCAACAACGUCCAAUACAACAGCCAAAAAGAUAAGACGUGCUUUUUCCAUGCCACGAAAUCCUUUUCGUUGGUCUCACAAAUUGAAAACAACGGCAACAACGACAACAGUGGCGGGGGCCGAUAACCUCAUUACUGGCGGUGGUGGUGGUGAACGCAAGACCGGAAGAACACAAGAUUCAGGUGGCGGAGGCGGUGGUGGAGGUGGUGGCGGUGUCCUAUCUUUGGGCAAAUCGUAUACCUUAUCAUCAUGUGUUGGUGGCAAUCGCAAUAGAUCGGAUAGUUUUGCAUCGUUGAAUGAAGACGGUGGGGGUGGAGGUGGCAUUAUGGCCACCACCAAUACCACCAUGUCCCUGGAUCAAGCAUUAGAUGCACAACAAUUAAAUACUGCUAAUUCCAAAAGGCCAAAAACCAAGGCAAACACUUUGAAUGGUGUGACUAGUUUGCAAAAUCCUGCUGCCAAUAACAAUAACAACAAUAAUCGUUUAUUUAGACGCUCAUCGUUUAGGAAAUUUAUAAAUCGCAUUGCUCAGCAUAUGACAACAACGUCGAAUAAACCGCAGACAACAACAACAACGAGCGCUUCAGCCAAUGGCGGCAAUCACCUAAUAUCAUCGAGCGGCGAUCGCGUACCGCCCAUCGGUGGCUAUCAAUGGCCAACGGAUCAGACACCUGGUGUUAUGGGUCUGAAAAAUCAUGGCAAUACCUGUUUCAUGAAUGCCGUCUUACAAUGCCUUAGCCAUACGGAUAUAUUGGCGGAGUAUUUUGUUUUAGAUCAAUAUAAGGCUGAUUUGAAACGACGCAACAAAAUCAAUUCCCGAAAAUUUGGUACCAAGGGAGAGCUGACCGAACAGCUGGCCAAUGUUUUGAAAGCCCUGUGGACGUGUAAAAAUGAAAGUGAUCACAGCACCAGUUUUAAGGCCGUUGUCGAUCGCUAUGGCUCGCAAUUUCGCAGUUCAACGCAACACGAUGCUCAAGAAUUUCUCUUCUGGCUAUUGGAUAAAGUCCACGAAGAUUUAAAUACCGCCACAAAACGACGCUAUAAAAGUGUCAAGAACAAUUACGGCCGUCCCGACGAAGUAAUUGCCGCCGAAACAUUAGCCAAUCACAUACGUUGCAACAAUUCCUUUGUUCAAGCCGUUUUCCAAGCACAAUUUCGCUCAUCCCUCACCUGUCCGCGUUGUAAAAAACAAUCCAAUACUUUCGAUCCAUUCCAUUGCAUAUCGGUACAACUGCCACAACUGACGCAACAGACAAUCUUUGCCACCGUUGUCUAUCUACAAAAGCAGCCGCGGCAAAUGCGUAUGGGUCUAACAGUUACUGCCGGUUCACCGAUUGUGGCCUUAAGGGAACAGCUGCACAAAGACACCGGCAUACGAACGGACCAGAUGGUGUUGGUCGAUUUGCAAAAGGAGGGUUUUAUGCGGGUAUUUUACGAUUCCCAACCGGUGAAUACUUUGGAGGGCAUUGAGACCAUUUAUUGCAUGGAAGUACCCUUGGAAAAAGAGGAGGGCGAGGAGAAAAAGGCAAAUGAUACGGCAUCAACGACCGCAGCAAGUGUCACCACAACUGCCAAUAAUCCCCAGUCAGCAAAUCUGCUGGUUCUGGUAGCAAAUGUCAAGAAAACCAAACUGAAAAAUGAGGAAACCUCCAAAGAAGACAUUAGUCUGGAACGUUUUGGUGCUCCCUUCUGUUUGCAGAUACCACGUGAUUGUUCUUAUUCCGAGCUGCAAAAAAAGCUAUUGAAAGAAAUGUCAGCCAUUCUCAAGCCAGAAGUAUUUUCCUAUUCUACACCGUUGAAGGAAAUGUUUCAAAUACGUCUGCAGGAUCCUUCGGCAGAUCCAGAUACCUUUAUCGAACAAGUCGAACAUCCGCUGCUUACCGAAAUGAUUGAUUUGGCAUUGUCAGUGUUAUCGGCAGAAGCUGGGCCGCCACACAUAAAACUACUGCUCGAGUGGUCAGAUCCAGAGGCUUAUUUUUCGGAUCUCUCUGAUCAGGUGGUGGAACAUGAAAGUGUUCCCCGUUUACUGGCCAAUAAAUCCAAUGACACCGCCACCCUUACUUUGGAACAAUGUCUGGAACAUUAUACCAAAGCGGAAACAUUGAGUGCUGAAGAUGCCUGGCGUUGUCCCCAUUGCCAGGAAUAUUUACCGGUUGUGAAAACUUUAGGUUUAUGGUCUUUACCUGAUAUUUUAGUUGUACACUUCAAACGCUUCCGCCAGCAUCAUGGAAAGCAUACAAAUGCCGCCAAACUGACCACCAUGGUCAAGUUUCCACUGCAUUCGUUUGAUAUGUCACCACAUUUAGCAAAAGAAGCUAAUGAAACGACGACAACAGCUGCAACAUUAUCGGCAGGCCCACAGCAUCAACAAAAUACCCGUCCAAGUCCUUGGCGCAAAUCGAAGCCAGGAGAUUCACGUUCUUCCACACUGAGUUCGCGAGAUAAUCGUGAAACUCGCUACGACCUCUAUGCCGUCUGUUAUCAUCAGGGUGAUACCCUGGAAACUGGCCACUACACUGCCGCCUGUAAAAAUCCCUACGAUCGUCAAUGGUAUAAAUUUGAUGAUCAGCGGGUCAGCAAAGUUCCCAAUGAAUCAAUGCCCGAAGAAAUCAUUAACAACGAGGCUUAUAUGUUGUUCUAUCAGCGUAGAACAUCUGAGAAUGCUGAAUGCUCGGGUUCCAGUUCCAAUUCCGGUGAUCAUUGGGUAUCACGUAUAGCCCCACCGCCUCCAUCGUCAUCCUCACAACAAAGCUCAAAUGCGCAAUCGGUGUUAAGCAAAUCCAAAGAGACACUUAAGUCUGAAGAUAAAAUCGAUGCACCCAAGGAAGAGAAAAUUGAGGUGGUGGUAGAGAAACAUCUAAGCCCGGAAAUACAGAGUAAUAAACCAGAAUCCAAGGCAAAGGAAGAGAAAGAAAUCGUUGAAAUAACUGGACCAGUUGAAGAUCCAUUAGUUAACAAAGCCUCUAAUUUGGAUGCCCUGGAAGAACUGUUGGACUAUGCUGAUGCAGAGGUCAUACAUGAUGGCAGUGAUGUGGCCGAUGAAGAAUCAGACAAGAAAGACCUUAUCCAAACACCCGAAGAAAAUAAUGAAAUUUUCACCAUGGAUGAGGAUUGUAAAUUGGAUGAGGAAGUAAAAGAAAACAAAGAAGAAGAUAAUGCUCAAGAAAAUGCCACAACACUAAAUCAUUCGCUUACCAAUGGCCACAGUAAAGAUAACAAAUCAAAAUCUCCCCUGUCUCCCAAGAAAUCAAAUGGCAUUGAGAAAAAUAACACACCUUCGAGCAGCUCUAACUCAUCAUCUGCUACUUCUCUGGCGUCAAGCGAAUCAUUAUCGAAAACCAAGCAACAACAACAACAGCAGCAUCACACAGCCAUGGCAGUUGCUGGCAAAUUCAAUGGUGGCACAGGUGACAUUACCACAAAUCAAACCAAUGGCUUUUCAUCAUCCCACGUUGUCGUUGCCAAUUCGGCGCCCACCAACGAUAAAGAACAUUUACUUUCCACCAGCUUGAAAAGUAAUAGCAGCAGUAUUAUUAGUUCCGCAUUGGCGGGACAUUUUCGCCAACCUUGGCAUGGUAGUCGUUCAAGUGUGUCCGCCGUUGAAAAUGCCAUAUACCCCGGCAGUAGUUCCAGCACAACGACUCACCCUUCGUUGCAUUUGCGUCAUUCCUUUUCGACAGCAUCCAAUUAUCGUUUACGUGAAUGUGGUGACACUCUGUCGUCGGUGCUGCGUAAUUCGGUGAACACAUGCAGCAAGGAUACGUUGUUGUUUUUGGAUCAACAACAGCAUCAUAAUCAUCAUCAUCACCACCACCACCACCACCACAAUCAUCAUCACCAUCAUCACAACAAUCAUCGGCAUCAUCAUAGUUUGAUGGAGGACGAUGAUGAUUCGACAUUUAUGGGCAGUCGAUCGUUGUGGAUAUCUCCGGUUACGCCCCACAAACUUAUCACAGUAUCGCCGAAAAAUUAAGAAUGAAAAAAAAAAUAUUCAACAGAAAACGGCGACCUCAAAUUGUUGUGUACGUAUAUUUGUAUGUGUAUUUAUUAAGUUAAGUUUUAAACAAUUUAAUAGAUAGAAAAGAGAAAAGAAAAUAACCAAAAAGCAAAUCAUGAAUAAUUCAUAUAAAACAAAAGGCAGAAAAUGAAAGAAAAAAAAAACAUUGUUGAAAACUGAUCUAAUGUAUCCAAUAACAAAUUAGUGGAAUAAGGAUUAAAGUUUUAUUUUGUUCGUUUUUGUUUUGUUUUUUUACAUAAUUCUGACAAGACAUACACACACAGGCUCAUUAUGAGAAUUACUUUAUUAUGAUUACUUUAAACGUAUAUAUAUUUAAACAGUACAUAAAUAUAAUAAAAACAAAAUCAUGUUACAAUUUUUUUUCUACAUAAAUACUAUGUAUUGCAGAUAAUUAAAAAAAAAAAAAAUUAUAUAUACAUAUGGAAAUUGUAUACAUAUUUAAAAACUAAAUUCGAUAUAUAUUUAUUUGAAAUAUAAACAUAUAUUAAAAAGAAGAAACAUAUAGUAUACAAAACUACACAAUACAUACCUAAUAUUAAGUCAAUAAAACUCGGAUAUUUAUUAAGUGUUUAAUAAAUGUUUUGCAACAAACAAUUUAUACGAUUUAUACAAGAACAACAAAAUACGAUUUAUCAAAUAAUAAGCAACAACAAAACAGAAAAAGAAAACAAAAACUAAAUACAUUUUACUACCACAAAAAAAGGAAAAAUGUUUAUACAUACGUAUUCCCAUUAUUAAUAUUUGUAAGUUGAAAUGUAACUUUUUCAUGUUAUUUCCUAAAUAUUUAUAUAAAAGAUAAAAAUUCAAAAUAAAAACAAAUAAUGUAAGCAUUAAAAAAUAAUAGUUAUUUAUAACACAUGAAAUGAAAUGGCUAUUGUUAUUGCAUGAUAGUAAUACACACACAUAGAUAUGAUAUUACAAAAUUAUAGAAUUGUUUAAUCUCUGCGAAAAAAAUAAU